Messenger RNA from Acanthaster planci (crown-of-thorns starfish), 1295 nucleotides. Its product is annotated as peptidase inhibitor R3HDML-like. NCBI's taxonomy places the organism in Eukaryota, Metazoa, Echinodermata, Asteroidea, Valvatida, Acanthasteridae. Gene Ontology annotation, cellular component: extracellular region. The record is from RefSeq and is a predicted model, not a curated record.
AGAACGUAUGAAGAAGAGGUACGCUGGCCACCUCCUUUUACUCCGUAGUAAACACCAAUGGCUACAGACGCCCGAAGCAUCACCCCACAGACGAUGUAUUCUGCUGGUUGAAAAUAAACUAGAGAACCAAAGACUCCUUCCAUAUUGUGCAUCAACUGCAAAGCAAAAACAAGACAUUCUGCGAUGGCACAAUGACUUCCGUAACAAUGUGACUCCAAAGGCUGCCAACAUGGUGAAGCUGGCAUGGGGUGACGAUCUGGCUCGUAAAGCUCAGGACUGGGCUGACACCUGCAUUGACGGGCACAACAGUGUCAAGUCCAACCGUCGUUGGCAGUGGAUUGGAGAGAAUAUGGCUUUCAGCUCGGACACUGACCUGCGAGAGAUGGUUAAGGGCUGGGAGGGAGAAAGGAAAGUUUAUGACUACUGGAGUAACACUUGCCGACCAGCACCUGGAGAUCCAAUGUUGUCGUCAUGUGGCCAUUAUACACAGAUGGUUUGGGCCAACACCAAGUUCAUCGGUUGUGGGUUCAAGAAAGGGUGCCCAGGAAGAUUUCCUAAUCGCCUAGUGUGCAACUAUGGAGAGGGAGGCAAUUGGAUUGGCGAGAAGCCGUACGAGAGCGGUGGUAAAUGCAGCCAGUGUCCCCCUGGAUAUGGCCGUUGUAACAGGAAAUUAUGUCUUCGUGGAUAAGUAAGUGGACUCUUCUCCAGCAAGGGGGCAUUGUGGGAGAAUGAUCCAAAAGCGGCACCAGGAUUCAAAACUAUCGUUUCCUUGGCUUACAAUAAACACCCAUGUUGAUCUGUAUUAAGAAUCUACACCCAUUUUAUUUUCCCAGGCCUCGAACACUGGAGAUUGCAGAUACAUGAACGAUACUAUCUUGUUGAAGAAUCCAUAGUUGCUAUCUGCAGAUGUUAUCAAUUAAGACUGACUUUUGAAUUCGUUGACUUUUAGACAAAAUCGCUUAAAAAUUAUAAAUAUUUCCUCCAAGACUUUCUAAAGACAAUUUAGAACAGACCUCCGCCAUGUAGAUUAACUCUCUAUUUAUAUUGAUUGUUUACGCAAUGAACAAUAAUCAUACCUGUCUAAACAGGAUAGGAUAUUUCAGAAAAAAUCUCUCAGAGAAUAAUUUAUAAAUAGUUGGACAUUUGAAAUAAAUAGCUAAAACUAUUCAGGCCAAAUAUGAUAUAAAGGUUCCUUUAUUUCAUUUAGAGUAAACUCAGUGUAGGCAAGGCCUAGAAGUUAUUUUUUAAAGUCAAAUGAUCUUGUGGACAUAAAUUCUCAGUUGAUUCUAAAAGUA